Molecule: messenger RNA, 3893 nt
Organism: Truncatella angustata
Lineage: Eukaryota; Fungi; Ascomycota; Sordariomycetes; Amphisphaeriales; Sporocadaceae
Exons: 7
Coding region: 470-3745 (1091 amino acids)
Source: RefSeq, a predicted model, not a curated record
GCAGCAAACACAUCCUCAUCUUAUACGGAUCCGUAUUUCUGUGGUGUUCAGUAAAUCAUACGACUUACGCACCCACUUUUGUCUGUCAACCUGAUUCACCGACCGUUCAUUGCAAGAAGUUGUUUGCGGCGAAUUGCAACAUUUUCCCAUCUGCCGAUGACAAGGCUCAUUUGCAUGUGACGAAGGUCCAUUUGCGUACAUAGGAUCCAUUAUUAACCCACUAUGUAGCAAGGGCGACGAUCGGCAGUACCACUCGACACCCUGACCUGAUGACAAAGUGAUGUGGCACAAAUACCUUGUCAUAUUUGCCUGCACGGUGGUAGCGGUGUCCGGUCCUUGGAGAGGCUGUUGGCGUUUUUCAAAAUCCUGCAGGAGUUAAUCUCAUCUUGAUACUGAGGUCUUUACACGCUUUCAAAUUAACAGUCAGCAGGCCAGGAAUGGUUUGAGAGGGUUAUUCGUACGAGAAGUCAUGAAGAGGACUAGGGAGACCCUGGCAAGGAUUGCCCGUGCUACAACGGGCUCGCCUACGGAUCCAGAUCGCAUCUCAAAUUUGUCGAUCCGCCCAUCAAGUCAAAAAAAUUUCGACAAAAACGACGAGAACCCCAUUCUAGCUCGAGAUGCAACAGGCCCGCUGGUGUUGCUCGAUACCGUCGAUUAUGGCAAUCAGGGAGUGGAUGUUGUGCUUGUCCAUGGCCUCUUCGGUCAUCGCGUUCAGACUUGGACUAAAUCUGGCAUAUUAUGGCCGAGAGAUCUAUUAAAGCUUGACAUGCCAACGUGCAGAGUUAUUGCGUGGGGGUAUGCGCCUCCCACAGCAAAGAUUGAUACUUUCUCCGACCUCGCUGAGCGGCUUUUGAGUGACAUAUCGAAGCUACAGUCUGGCACAUCUCGCCCCAUCAUUUUCAUCGGCCAUGGAAUUGGUGGUCUCAUAAUUAAGGAAGCGCUUGUGACAGCUGCCAUGUCGCGCAUCCUUGGUACACAUAAUGAAGUAGGGAACAUCUACCCGAGUACCAUCGGGGUUGUGUUUCUGGGAACGCCUCAUGCUGGUAGUGGUAGGCAAAGCUUAGGAGAAGUGAUUGUCAGAACAGCUCAAAUGGGACCCCAGAUUGCAAAUAAACAGCUUCUACAACUAUUGCGCGAUAGAUCGGAAAUGUUUGAGAAUCAGCGUGAUUCGUUCAUCAAGAUAUCCAAAAAUAUUCCAGUCUUAUGCGUCAGAGAGACACUGCCAACAUCCGUUGGAUAUAUGAUACCUACAACAUCAUCGGCUUAUGAUGGAGCCAAACUCUCCAUCGAAGAUUUACACUGCCAUCAUUUUGAUCUGGCCCGGUUCUCUAGCAGAAACGAUACCGGAUACAAGCAGUUAGUGCAUCACCUAGAGAAGCUGUUACCAGCACCUACACCAGAAGAAUUGGCAGCAAGGGCAUCUAGAAAUCAACAAAUCUUGGACACGCUAUUUUUCGAGAAUAUGUCCGAUAGAGAAGAUCGAAUUGAAACGGCAUAUGGCAAAACUUGUGAAUGGAUACUAACCACCCCAAACGAAGACGGAUCACCCUCCAUCUGGCAAUCAUGGCUGGAAGACUUUGACGAUUCCAUCUUCUGGAUGAGUGGCAGAGCUGGUUCGGGUAAAUCCACCAUGAUGAAGUAUGCAUUUCAUAGUGAGGACACCAAAGACCGACUAAGAAAGUGGGCUAAUGGUGGCGACCUCAUAAUGACUUCCGUCUUUCUUUUUGAAGCAGGGAGUCAGAUUCAGAAAUCACAGGAGGGCAUUUUGCGUAGUAUUCUCUGGCAGAUACUCAGCCCAAGACCAGAAUUGAUUUACAAAGCCUUUCCCGGCUUCUUUGGGGGCUCUUGGCCCCCAGAUGAGCCAUUCAAUACCGUAAAGAACCUCAGUGAAGGGUUUUACUCUUUGUCCGCAAAGCAGUCCGAAACCUUGAAACUCUGUAUCUUUCUAGAUGGGUUAGAUGAGUAUCGCUUAAUGGACCGCAAAGACUAUUAUACUGACGAAGAUCUUGCUUUGGUAUAUGAUACAGACGACGGUGAUGCAGGGCUAGGGUCUAACAAGUGGAUUACCGAUGCACAUAAAGUUAUCACCCAGCUUAUCAAGGAGAUCGGUAGCAAGAAGGAUAGCUAUAAGAUCUGUGUCGCAAGCAGAGAGUUGCCUGUCUUCGAGGAAGCAUUCUGCGAGGUACCUCGGCUACGCGUUCAUCAGCACUCGAAAGAAGCCAUAACCCAAAUCUGCGCUACCCGCUUCGAGCUGGAGGUGUCGGGACUUUCUCAUAUAACACGUGAUCUUUGUGUUGACAUCGCAUCAAGGUCCCACGGCGAUGUUCUCUGGGCUCGUCUGGUUGCGGAUAUGUUGGUUUCUCACGAAUCGCUUCGCACUAUCAAGCAGACUCUUGAUUCAUUACCUGCGCGGCUCGGCGGCCCCGACGGGCUGUACAUGCGUAUGAUAGAGAAUCUCCAUCCAAAAGACCAGAGCGCAGCCUUUAGGAUAUUUCGGUUGGUAAUAAGAUCAAUCCAGCCGCCAUGUUUGAUCACUUUGGCAUUCGCUGAAGAAGGACAUCUCCUGGACUCGACCUUCCACGACAAAUGUCAAUCACUAACCGGAAGAGACCUUACUACCAUCAGCGCUGACAUGAAGAACCGAUUGAAGACAGCUUGUGCGGGCCUUCUAGAAGCGGAUGCAGCCCCACAAGAAUUUGGUCAGAGGGUAGUAUUCAUGCAUCAAACAGCGAAAGAAUUCGCUGUGCGCAGAGAUGUUUGGGCAAAAGUCAGGCAUGAGCCGUUUGAUGAUACCGCCGUAGACUUCUGUCUACUGAGUGGUUGCAUAACUCACCUCAAGUGUUUCGAUGCAUUACAACCAAUCUGCAUCUGGCCAAGUGUCGGGUUGAAUACCGAGACUUGGCUGCUAGUCGCAAAUGCGUUGCGUUAUGCUGCACGUAUUGACGGCGAAACGACGAACAGACAUGCUUAUCUUGAUCUAAUUGACGAGCUGGACGAAGCUGCCCAGAAAGCAUGGGUGACUGGCCUAAUCAAACAUGAGCCGCUUUUCGAUGACCCAGAUUGGUCUGAGAAAGAGUGCCCGGCGCUCUGUCGUAUGCAUUGGGCAGGCUUUGAGCCAAUGGAUACCGGCAAGUCACCGAUGCGCCCAGAUCUCUUGUCGCUUGCUGUUCAGGCAGGUCUCGCGAACUAUGUCGCGGAAAAACUGAGAAUGCUUGGCAAUGAAGCAAGGCAAGAAAAAGCGCAAGAGCUUCUCGAGUUUGCUGUCAGCCCUAAAGCCGUAGGUGUUUCGGCUUGUAUGGCUUUGAGUGGCGAUUAUACAGACUUCCACCACGAUAUGCCCGACACUAAGAUCCUGAUGGUGUUACUGGCAAACGGCGCGGACCCGCGGGCAGACAGAAGGGUGUGGGUAAAUGCUCUUAAUACUGGAACCCUUUACUUUUCUUCGCAGAGCUUGGCGAGCUCGCGCCUACUUCAUACCCGAACAAGUAAUCUUUUGAUGCUAAAUCGGCAACGAUGGGUAGCUGCUAUUAAGGCGUUGUUGCUACGUGGCGCAGACCCCCAUUUGAGCAUCCAGAUACGGCGGGGCUCCGGAGAGAAUCCGUCCGUGGAAGAGAGAACUGCCAUGACUAUCAUCAUAGACAUCUUGGAAGGGGAACCAGAUUUUGCUCUCGAGCUGCGGGAAUUGCAGGCGUUAGUGAACCAAGAUUCCCGUAAGAGCAUGGGAUCGGCUCGAGUUGCUCGAUGACAUCAACUGAUGGUUUUUGGCACAGAGACGGAGCAGACGGGUAGACAAAAACUGUUUUUUUAUUUUAUUUUUCAAUAUUGGAUAGAGUAUAAAAGAAUGGGUAUUAGCGUAUGGCAUUUGAAACAUGGCCUAUUAUAGUGUCUCACCU